Molecule: messenger RNA, 2664 nt
Organism: Pecten maximus
Lineage: Eukaryota; Metazoa; Mollusca; Bivalvia; Pectinida; Pectinidae
Exons: 5
Coding region: 42-2543 (833 amino acids)
Molecular function (GO): protein binding
Source: RefSeq, a predicted model, not a curated record
UGUAGAGUAUUGAUAAUCCGAUCUAGAAUUGAGAAAGGAAAAUGAAGAGGAAACACGAGGAUGACUGUGAAGUAGUAUAUUCUCGGGUGGAGUCCCAACCUAAUUUUGGUAAAAUGGCAAUUGCUAUCGGAGGGGAAUGGAAAUCUCUCGGGACAGCCCUGGGAUACAAUCUUGCGCAGUUAGAUCAUUUAACGGAAAUUUACCAUGAAAGACCUGUUAAAAGGAAUCGCAUUAUGUUGGAAAAAUGGUGGGAAGCUAUGAAAUCGGAAAAAGAAGGUUGCGAAGUUGAACAACUCCUGUCAAAAAUUCUAGAUGAUUCAGGCCUCAAAAUGAUUGCAGAGGAGGAGCUUGCAAGUGGCUGUCGAGGAUCAACAACAACUUAUGGAAUGGGAAGCCUGGUGUCAAAAAUCAUUUUUGAUAUUGAAAGCAGUAUCAAGAAAGAUCAACUUCAAUGUUACAUUGAACAAUGGAAAGUUCGCGAUGAAAAAUACUUUGAGCCAAGGUGCUUUUCGAAAAUUAAAGAAACCUUUGUUAAAAAUGGAUGUUUGACUUUGAUAGCGUCACCUGGAGAUGGGAAAACGGCCACCUGCAUGCAUCUCGCUCUCCAAAUGAUGGACUGCGGUUACAACAUACUUCCAGUAAACACAUCAAAAGAACUGAAAAAGUGCAAUCCUGCAGAAAGAACACUAUUUAUACUGGAUGACCCAAUUGGCACGAAUAUGCUCGAGGAAAGACGUAUUCGUAGUUUGCUGAAACAGCGUAUUCUAUUUGAAAGCUGUAUAGAAAAGGGCAACACAAAGGUGAUUAUAACUAUGAGAAAAGGGUUGUACAAGGAAGCGAAACAUUUCAUUCAGGACAGUUUCCUGGGAAAGCAUUGUUUCGAUCUUUCAGCCGUGUGCAAUCAGUUGAAUCUAAAAGAGAAAGAGGGAAUUAUGGAAAAACAUGGCCUACCAGCGGCCAAAUUGCACAUAACCGAAGACUAUUUCCCUGGGUUUCCUGUUCUUUGCCAUCUCCUGUCAGUGCCUGAUAUCUCUGAUUCUAACGAGGUACUCGGCCCUGCUAGCGUGAUCAAAAAACAAAUAGAGGAUUUAAGACGAUCAUCCAAAGUUCAUCAGUAUUGCGCAUUGAGUUUACUUGCGCUUUUCGAUGGUAUCUUUGAAAGAGACAUUCUAUUAGAUAUGGAAUGUAGCAAGACGACAUCGAUGAAUUCUAAUGUGAUUGACAUUAUUCGUUCGUGUGGUUUGUCAACCAAACAAAGUACCUUCCGUCAACUUCGCGAGUCUCUUGAUAUAAUGGAGGAGGUCUAUGUCAUGAAGGAUCAAAAUGGAAACUUCCAGUUCUUGCAUGAUUUGAUAUAUGACGCCGUCGCGAGCGUGUAUGGAGCCGAGAACAUUCGAGUUGUCAUUCAACAUUUCAGUCCGGCGUUUCUGCGAUCUCGGAUUCGAAUUGAACAUAUUGGAUUUGGUCAGAUUAUGUUGUUACACAAAGACUUCGCCAGAUUCGCUGAACGUAUCUCUAAAGACCUUAAGGGGGGUUUCAUAGUCGACGUCUUCACAAACCCGUCCAUCCUAAAUGCAGAAUUCCAGAAAUGCUGGAAAACAUGUCUACUAAAGUACUCCGAUGCCGAAAGGAAAAAGAUGCUUUCGUAUCAACCUGAGGUGACCAUGUUUGAUGAAAGAGAAAUGAAGAAGGCUCUUGACUACGCUAUCUUAUCAGCUACACCUAUACACUGGUUAAGUAGGCUUGGGAUGUGCUCCUUUCUGCGUGAGAUGCUAGAAACAUUCGAGGGCACGUUUUUGAAGACAUUGCCGGGGAAUACCAUGCCAUUACAUUUCGCUGCUGGCUAUGGACAUUUAGCCACGGUCAAGUUGCUCUUACAUUUCAAUGUUGACGUCAAUGCAAAAUCCAGUCUGCAAAUUGAUGAAAAUUUGUCAUCAAUCGGUGAAUAUUACACGGGAUUUACGCCCCUUUUGUAUGCAUGCAGAGAGAACCACGUCGACGUGGUUGACUGCUUGUUGAAGAAUGGCGCCAAUCCCGAUCUGGUGCGAGACCAUGGGGGCUCCCCAAUGCUGAUUACAGCAGACAAAGGGCAUUACAUCGUUAUCAAGACAUUAUUACAACACAAUGCAGAUCCGAACAUAUGCUGCGAACAUGGUACAUCACCACUUUUCCUGACAUCACAGGAAGGACAUAGUAAGUCGGCCAUAACUUUACUAGAAGGUGGAGCUUUAAUUAAUCAUAAGAAACCUUCAGGGAUGUCUCCUCUAGGCGUGGCUGUAAAAAGGGGUCAUAUAGACACUGUACUGCGUCUCCUGAACCGAGGCGCAAACAUACACGUAGCAGAUAACGAUGGCAACACUCCACUCCACAUGGCUGUACAGACAAGAAGGACAGACAUUGCAGAGAUGUUGAUCUACCGUGGAGCUGACCCGACCUUGCGAAACAAGGGAGGUGACUCUGCACGAAGUAUGUCAUUGAAAAUGGACGGAACGCCUUUAAUCAAAACACUUCAUGGUCUGCCAAUCGGAACGGGUAAGAUAUGACACCAGAUGUACAGAAUACUCCUGGAUACAAUAUUCAAAGCUGAGGAAAUGAAACAAUGUAAAAUGUAUCAAUAUCGGGGUACAACGGUAGUAUAACAAUACAUACAAUCAAUCGUUUAAU